CGCUGGGCGCCGCGGCGGCUGCGGGGCCGGGCCGGGCUGUGGAGUGGGGCUGGGUGGCCGGCGCGGGUGCUGCCGCUGGCGUAGCGGAGCCGAUCCUAGCCAAGCCAAACCGCGGCUGAGCACUACAGGGCAGCUUCUCAGAUCCUGAAACAGAUUCUAACCAAGUUGGCACCCUGAAGAGACUUAUCUUAAGAUCAAUGUAUUACAAUUGCAAGACAGAUUUCCUCGAGUGAGACCAUCGCCUAUCUCGGAGUACUGUGGUACGAUCUCAUUGCAGAGGUGGCACAGGUUGUUACUGAACAUGGUUUCUUCAUUACAUGUGCUCCUAAACCUUUUACACAAAUUUGGUGAUCGCACUGUUUUGACCAAGGCUAUGUGCUGAAGGUCUGACAGAAGUUGAGCUUCCUCUUUGGUGCUGGCUACAGCCAUUUGCCUGCAGAGGUCAACCAGCAGAAGUAAUUUUGAUGUAUGGUUGUUCACAUUUUCACAGGACUGCCUUACCUAGCAGAUGAAGGAUUCAGAACGAUGGCCUCGCAGGAGCAGGUCUGGCCAGUCCCAAUGAAGGCAAUUGGAGCACAAAACCUUUUGACAAUGCCUGGAGGAGUGACCAAAUCAGGGUAUCUUCAUAAAAAAGGAGGCACCCAGCUACAGAUCUUGAAGUGGCCGUUGAGAUUUGUGAUUAUCCAUGAGGGAUGUAUUUACUAUUUUAAGAGCAGCACAUCUGCGUCUCCACAGGGUGCAUUUUCUUUGAAUGGUUACAACAGGGUUAUGCGGGCAGCUGAGGAGACAACAUCAAACAAUGUGUUUCCUUUCAAGUUAGUUCACAUUAGCAAGAAGCACAGGACGUGGUUUUUUUCAGCUUCUUCUGAAGAUGAAAGAAAGAACUGGAUGCUAUCCCUGAGGAGGGAAAUUGAUCACUACCAUGAGAAGAAAGAAACAAUAACAGAAUUCAGUGACUCUGGUUCUGAUGCAGACAGCUUCUAUGGCUCAGUAGAACGUCCCAUUGAUAUCAAGUAUUCUCAUCAUUCAGCAGAUAAUGAAGAUUACGACCAGGAGGAAGAGGAGGAGUCUUACUUGCAGCCAGAUACUUCUGACAUGGUGAAAGAUGAUAUGGUCCUACCCCCAGCCUACCCACCUCCACCAGUUCCUCAUGUCAGAAAAGCUGCCUACUCAGAAUCACGGGCAAAUUCCUUUGCUGGCAAAUCUGCUGUGCCAGUACCACCACCUCCUCCUAAAAGAAGCUUACCUGACUUCAAAUUAGAAGAUUUCUUACACAUGAGAGAACCCCAGUUACAGUGCCGAGCUGAACCUAACCUAAAGAUUCAAUCCACAAGCUGGAGACUAAGUGAACAGCUGCCCCCGGUACCCCCUCUACCUCCUUUCAAAAAGCCUGUUUGUGUCAAAGAAUCUUGCUCAUUGCCUCCGGAGCCUCUGCCUCUAGCUCAAGUUCUUCCUACUCCAGAAGGAUGUGAGAAGCUAAAAACUUUAAACCUUUCACCACGAACUCCUCCUCCACUACCAAGCAGUAAACCCAAGCUGUCACAGUUUACUGAAAAUCCAGUCGAGCCCAAAGUGCCAAGAGAACAUGGUAAACCUGGACUGUUUGUGCCACCAGUGCUCCCAAAGCCACCUGUGCCAAGCCACCUGCCCCCUGGAAUGAAGCCCAGAGCAGAGAAGUCUUCAUGUCCCCAGUUACAGAGAUCACCACCAGAUGGACAGAGUUUUAGAAGCUUCUCAGCUGAAAAACCAGCACUACCCUCCAAGCCAAACCAACCUGAUGAUGACUCUGAUGAUGACUAUGAAAAAAUUGGGCUGCCUCCUUCAGUGUUUCUUAAUAUCUCUGAAUCCUUUGAAGUCGAAAGGACAUUUAAAGCUAGUAGCCCACGGGGACAACCACAAAAUGGAUUGUACUGUAUUAGGAACUCAUCUACUAAGCCUGGAAAGGUAUUGGUGGUAUGGGAUGAAUGUGCGGAAAAAGUGAGAAACUACAGAAUCUUUGAAAAGGAUUGCAAGUUUUACCUGGAUUCAGACAUCAUGUUUUUGGACAUGGGAAGUUUGGUUGAAUACUACAGCACUCAUGUCUUACCUAGUCAUGACAGCCUGAUUCUUCGGUGUCCUUAUGGUUACUCUAAACCAAGGUGACGUGACUGGCAUAGUUCACUGACACUUAGAACAGAUGGACUCUCUACUGCCCUUAAAUUCAACAUGGACUCCUGCCGCUUUUGGACAUCCCAUUGUUUGCACACUGAAACUGAGUCUGAUUCAACCGUUUAUUCUCACACAGAUUGUAUACAGACUCCAUUUAAUGAACUCGUGGUAAAACCUUACAAUCCAGAUCAGUGGAUUUUAUGGCCUUUUCUUUUAAAAAGAUCUGAACUGAUUAUGCUGUGAAAGCUGCCCGUGAUACCUACAUCUUUUAUAAAACUGCUGCUAUUACUAAUCUCCUUGGAAUGUGGAAGAUGGAUGUGAACAAAGAAGUGGUCUGAAUACAAUACAGAAAAGGGAGGCUUCUGAAAGUAUAUCAGAAGUCACUUGUGACAGGAGAUACUAACACUCUGACUUGAAGGUAUUACUCCUUAAGUCAGCACUGGUGCUCAACUGAGAGUUUUUGUAUUACUUGUAUAGUUGAUGUGUAAAUAACGAAGACUUCUGUGCAAAUAAUUUGGUUUACUACAGGUAAAGAGGAUCAGGAAAUGUGGCUUUUUUUUAAGCCACCUCAUAUGUAAAUGUAACUUCUGAUUACAAUGUCUGCAGUGAUCAGUAUCAGGGUACUAUCCAACUGAUACGGUAAUGCCAUGCCAUAUAUUACUUCAUGACAUGCAUUUCAGAUAGGUGUGGAGUAAUAUUGACCUGGCUUUCAUGGGAGCCCCAUUACUUAGUCCUGAACUAGGUAGGUGCCACUAGUAUUUUUAAUGUAUGAGAAAACUACUUAAGAUUGAGGGGGAAGGGAGGGGUUUUUUUUAAUACCCCAGAUUCUGACUAGCAGUUUUCUCUCACAUUGCCAUCAUCAAAGGCUCUUCAAAACAAAAAACCCUGAAACCAUGAGUGUGAUGCUACUAUCGCUCCGUAAAUCUUCGUGGUCAGUCUCUUAGGAUCGGGUUGCCAGCCCAUUGCAUUCUGUUCUGUUCUAGGGCAAAACAUACUGCCUUAGUCUACUUUUUGUAGUUCAGCAAGAAUUUUUCCAUUAUUACAAACCGGGUAGCGAUGGUAGUUGCAUACAAAAUAAAACCUGUUUUUAACAUACUAUUAGCACUGUCAGACUAUCAGUGAUACGCAUUAGCAGGGUGUUUGUAAUAUUUGUUCCUGAAUAUUUUGGGGACAGGUAUCCUAAAACCAAGGGCUUGAUAUUUAUGCCAAAAUUACCCUAUUCCUAUAUUUGAAUAAAAAGGAAAAAUCUGUUUUAAUGACCUCUUAAGUAUCUUUGAUUCUGAUAAGUACUAGUAUAAUGGUCUCAUAUCUUUACUAAUGUUUACAAGACUUACAGUAAUUUUUUUUUAAAAAUCUUGUUACUCCUGAAACAGAAGGUAUCUAGUUUGUCAGUCUGAACCUGUAUCCACAAAUGUCAUUUUUUUGUUACCUUUUCAAAGUUUACAAUGUCAGUUUUAAUCUUGUUGCAGUUAGAUGGUCAUAACUUUAAAAAUGUAAACAAAACCAUUACACCAGAAGAUUUUUCUGUUUUAUGGAAACAGUAAACCAGGAUUUAAUCCCUAAGGGAUUUUUCUUAAUAAAGAGAUGUAAAAUUAGGACCACACAUAGAGGCAGAGUUCCUUGCCUCAAUUCCUAUCUUUUGCAAGAGACACAGACAUUGACGAUAUCGGUCUUUUGAUCCCUGUUCCUGCUGUAGUAGGUUCUAUGUGCAUAAAGAAUAUGCAGUACUUAAAUUUCAGAUUUUGUUGAAUAUUGGAUAUUCUAAGUUUCUAAUUCCUUUUAUUUUAAGUGAGUAUCCCUGUGGUUCACUACCCUGAUGUGAUCCACUCUGUCAAGAAUGGUCAGCCAAGAAAGCAUUUAAAAAUGCUUUCGGUGUAUCAAUACAUGUAUAUCAGAGCAAGUUCUAGUUUUCUUGCAGUAUUUACACGUACUGUUUAUGGAGUGAAUUUUUCUCUGUCUGGGAAUAAUUGACUUCGUGUCACGACAGUUGUACAGGAUGUUCUCUUUGGAGCCCUAUUCAGAUAUCUAAAUUUUUUUUGCGGCCAUACAUAUACUCUUAAGAUUUUUAAUCUAUAAAAAUGCAUAUGUCAUCCAAUACAUAUAAAACAUAACACUGCCUUUACCUGUGUAAUACAAGGUUUGCAAAUAUGUAAAUUUUUGUGUUAAUUUCCUUUUUUAUAUAAAUGUAUAUAUUUCUGAAAUGGAUAAACAUUCAGUGCCAGUUCACUUAA
Messenger RNA from Phalacrocorax carbo (great cormorant), 4379 nucleotides. The record is from RefSeq and is a predicted model, not a curated record. NCBI's taxonomy places the organism in Eukaryota, Metazoa, Chordata, Aves, Suliformes, Phalacrocoracidae.